AAGCUCCUCUCCAUCCAUCUACCAACCUAGGCCUUCACGAUAUGUAUACCAGUCCUCAUGAUUCAAGUAGAAGAUCGUCCAUGUUCACAACACCGUCGGAAUACGCGAGCCCAGCAACUCCAACGAUAUAUCAACAAUGGCAAACCGGCUCUGCAGCACCUAGUAAUCCGUCAGCUUAUACCUUCCCACAGCAGCCCAGCAACGCUCAUCAACCUUUUGUCGGCCACGCAGGGGUCCCAAUGACUCACAGUCAACAGUAUAUGAAUACAUCGUUUGACGGUCUACCAAGGAGCCAUAAUACACAACAAGACGGAAUGAUUCGUUCGCUCCCCCAACCCACCUUCACCAAUUAUAUGCCUCACGAGCCAGGAUCCCUUCCGGGGUCAGCUAUAAAGACUGACCCUCUUCCGCGGCACCCUACACAAUAGGUUCGCCGCCAGUCGACGGGGAACUAUAGCCUUGUCAACCAGCUGCGUUGGCGGCUGUCCUCGUCAUAUUGAAGAGUCCUAUCUAAUGUCUGCGCCCCAACUUAAGGCAACUCAUUAACUGUAUAUGUUUUGUGAACACCCCUGCAUACGUGCGGCGUAGCCCUCGAUGGGUUAGUUGUUCACCUUAGCUCGAGAGCUGAGAGUCUUGGCAUUAAGUCAACGCGAAUUGUUGACCGGCUGCCUCGAGACUCAAUACAGAGUAGCCUUUGAGGACGACGGAGGCCGGAUGCUAUGGCAUCCAAAGUACUCUAACGGGGCGGUAAUUAUUAUCUUACUACAAACCGCCAUCGAAUUCUUCUUCUCACAUGCGCAUAUGAGGCGGAGGCAAUUCGUCUUUUUUAAUUUCACAGAGCCUCGGCGUGACCGGUCUAACAGUUUGCAUCUAUUUAUUUUGUUCGCGUUCCAAGCUUGGCCAGUCCUUGUCACAUUUGUAUACCGUCGAUACCUAACUCUGCGAGCGUCAUGCGAUAACACGAAACUUACCGAUGGGACGAAAAACACGGGGCCGGCAAUGGUGAAGUAUUAUCAAAGGUGCGGCAACCAAUCAACGGGGAGAGAUUACUCCAAAGGGCGGCUUCGAUGUCUUCUCAUAAACCACUAUAUCAUAAACACGCGAGUUGGCUACGUCUUAUUGCAUAGCUUGGGUGGCAUACGAUCUACACGAGUCGAAAGGGAGACCUAACGGGGCGGUUCUUUUAUACCUGCACGCUUCACCCGCCAGACUCAGUCUUUGAUCGCAUGGUGAAGCAAGUAGGGGUUAUUCUACCCUAGCUUAAGAGAUGGUGGUGGUGGUCGUCUGUUCUUGUUCCCGUGUUACUACAUUUCUCUUUCGAGCUGAGGUUAUGUCGUCACGAUUAUUGGGUUUUAUUCUUUUUUUGUGUUUUCACGUAUAGCUAGUUCAUGCUGGAGGUUACCCUACCCUUCACUCUCCUUUCGUUUAUUUUAUUUUAUUUUAUGCUGUAUUGAUAUUCUGAAUCGACGAGCGAGCAAAGUGGGAGGACGGAAGAGGGCGAAAAUGGAGGAUCCAGCUUGGUAAGCGGUACCGAGGCUGGGCUGGCAGCUGGCUCGUUUGGUAAAUUGUUUUGUGCUCUGUUUUAGACAGUUCCGGUUGAGCGGAAGGAACCUAGGUGGCUUGGGACAUGUGAUCUACGUGUUGACGUCUAUGUAGACAUUCCUUGCUAGGAUGUAAUUGACACGAGUGAGCACUUAAAGGAGUAAUCCUUCUACGCUAUACUAUCUUCAGACUCUAAAUUUUGUUCCCCUUCCGUAUCGAGAUAUAUAGUAAGACGAUGUUAUGGCCUAUAGCCGAGCUCAAUGGGA
Daldinia vernicosa is the source of this 1808-nucleotide messenger RNA. RefSeq lists its product as uncharacterized. The record is from RefSeq and is a predicted model, not a curated record. Bases 715 to 1170 code for a protein of 151 amino acids. The transcript has 2 exons. Lineage: Eukaryota; Fungi; Ascomycota; Sordariomycetes; Xylariales; Hypoxylaceae.